Messenger RNA from Neoarius graeffei (lesser salmon catfish), 2218 nucleotides. It is a transcript of the gene ppp1r2, whose product is annotated as protein phosphatase 1, regulatory (inhibitor) subunit 2. Bases 223 to 837 code for a protein of 204 amino acids. The record is from RefSeq and is a predicted model, not a curated record. NCBI's taxonomy places the organism in Eukaryota, Metazoa, Chordata, Actinopteri, Siluriformes, Ariidae. Gene Ontology annotation, molecular function: protein phosphatase inhibitor activity. Gene Ontology annotation, biological process: regulation of signal transduction. The transcript has 6 exons.
GCCGCCGUAACUCUGCACUUGAAAAACGAGCGUGUGACGGAGAAGUCUGAUAAAUGUGCUAAGUCUGACGUUCCAGUUUAAGUCAAAUCGGGAUUAUUUGGAUCUUUGGACGCGGUUUUGGUUUCCAGUUUUCCCAAACAAAGCUCACGGACAGUCAAACCACAUCUGGCGGGGUGUUUUUAAAGAGGUUUUUUGAGCGGCGGUAAAGGGGUGUAAGAGGGAAUGGCAGCUCCGCGGCCAAUUAAAGGCAUUUUAAAAAAUAAAACCACCACCAAACCGUGUAGUGAAGUUCCACUGGAGAGCACAGAGCCGACAGGAUCCAGCUUUACCGAGGAUGAUCAACAGAAGAAGUCACAGAAAUGGGACGAGAUGAACAUCCUGGCCACGUAUCACCCAGCUGAUAAAGACUAUGGUCUGAUGAAAAUCGAUGAACCGAGUACACCAUAUAACCGAAUGGUAGGAGAGGAUGAUGACGACGAAGUGCACAGCGAUUCAGAAGGUACAGCAGCCCUCACUGUAGAUGACCUUGCCAAGAAAUUGGCAGCAGCUGAAGGUUCAGGUCCUCGCUGUAUGAGGGAGGAGGAGGAAGAAGAGGAGAGCAGUGAGGAGGAGGAGGAGCAACUCAGUCCAGAGGAACAGGCCAAGAAGAAGCAGUUUGAGAUGAUGAGGAAGAUGCAUUAUAAUGAAGGACUUAACAUUAAACUGGCCAGACAGCUGAUCGCCAGAGAGCUUGAGGAGGAGGAGGAUGAAGAGGAGGAUGAGGAGAUGAAGGAUGAUACUGAGACAGAGGACAUUAAUGUAGAUCCUCCUCAAGAUGCAGAUUCACUAGAGUCCUAGGUGAGGACAUAGUGCAUUGAGAAGAGUCUUGGAGGCUGUGAUUGAGGACGUGCUGCUCCCUGAUGUUCCUUUUAUAUUCAACACGCACUGCAAUGCAAAAACCAUACUGACCCGCUGGCUGCUCCGUCUGUUGCCAAGAGUGUCGUGUUACUUUUGUCUCGCGAGAAACCAAGACAAAAAGACUGUUAUCAGAGAGGCAAAGUCAUCAGUGAUAACCAAGCCGCUGCUUUUUAUUUUUUAAUUCAACAUGCAGCCACAAAACUGCAGUGUUGGUACAAGCAAAUAAUGCCCCACAUAUUCCUACUACUAUUUUGCCUGUAGAAGGUGUAAUCUGGAUUUUUCCAUAUAGCCUUAUAUUGAUGUUUUUAAUCAUGAGCAAUUUAGUUCAAAUUUGGAUUGACCUGGACCAUUCGACUUGAGUGAAAUUUUUGUCCAUCUAAUCAGUCGUCACUACAAACAGACAGCUUUGCUCUCCAUGUAAAAACAUAGCUUUGAGUCUUCAAUACUUUGUGGAUAGACACAUUGAGAAGACUUUAAAAAGCAACACCUAAAAGUACACUUAUAUUUACUAACCUGCUAACAGCAGGUUAGUAAACCUUAGCAGGGUUUUUUUUUUUUUUUCUUAAAUAAAUGAAGGUUGUAAUCCUUUGCGGCACCACUGUCAUCACUAAUGUGAUCAUUUUUGAAACGGUAUGAAAUAUGGAGUCAUUUUUGUGCCAAACAUUUUAAAGGAACAAUCCAAAAGAUCACCUUUUUACCUUAGAUGUUUGGCAUCUUAAGUUCUGAAACAAAUUGAACUAGCAAGUAAUGAAAACAUAGCUAGCAGUUCAAUAAUUUCUAAACAUAGACAUAGUUGAUUUUCCUUUGAUUCCAAAACUUAACCUCUCUCUCAAUUUAAGUUUUCUGACUUUUUUUUUAAUCAAUCUAUUUACUGAAAAUGCCAGUUUGCAUGAUUUGCUUCCAGGAAAGGGUGAAUUUUGCACCCACCACCUUACAUUUUGCUUUACACCUAGCUCUCUGUGGACUGUAAUCCUGUGAGUCUACCAGUCUUGAAAAUGUGGGCCAAUAGAUAAGUGAUGUUUUCUGACAUUCUACUACUUUGUUUCUGUGGUAAAAGCUCAUUCACAGCAGAUUAUCGAGAAUACACUGAUUUUAAAAGCUUGUGUAAUCUUGAUAUGAUGACGAUUUCUGUUGGGAGACAUUUUAUACUUAUGGAAGGAGCCUCCAGUGUCGGCCCUUUGUACUAGUUAAAGGUAAAGCUACAACUUGGUUUCCGGGACAGAGGAAUUUACACUUUGUGGUUUCUUGGAAAUAUGAUAAUCUGCAGGGAUCGGGGGGGUUUUUUGUGCGGUGUGUGGGUUUUUGGUUUUUAUUUAUUUAU